This is a messenger RNA of Parnassius apollo (apollo), 285 nucleotides long. The record is from the annotation of a GenBank genome assembly. NCBI's taxonomy places the organism in Eukaryota, Metazoa, Arthropoda, Insecta, Lepidoptera, Papilionidae.
AUGCGUAAAGAUGACUUGUAUGAAGAGCCUGGCCCUUCGCAUCAAAGGUUUUGUAGCCCAUCUUCGAACUGUACUUCGGCUUUGAGCGACUCUAUCGAGAGAAUAGUGGCGGCAAUGGAGCGCAUGUUUGACAGCGAUGACUCUGAUAAAGAUCCAACUUAUAACCCGGAUCUAUGCUUUUUAAUACAACUAGAGGAUUUAUUUGGAGAACAAUGGGCGAAUAACAAGGUCAAGAACUUAGAAAAUGUGAAAUUCUAUGGAGACGAUCAUGACGAUGAAUUUUAA